This is a messenger RNA of Otolemur garnettii (small-eared galago), 599 nucleotides long. RefSeq names its product transmembrane protein 17 (gene TMEM17). NCBI's taxonomy places the organism in Eukaryota, Metazoa, Chordata, Mammalia, Primates, Galagidae. The transcript has 4 exons. Gene Ontology annotation, cellular component: ciliary transition zone. Bases 6 to 599 code for a protein of 197 amino acids. Gene Ontology annotation, biological process: non-motile cilium assembly. The record is from RefSeq and is a predicted model, not a curated record.
CUGGCAUGGAGCUGCCGGAUUCAGUUCGCCAGCGGCUGGGGAAUUUCAGCCGGACAGUGUUCAGAGACUCCAACCGGACCGGGCCGGAAUACAAUGAGGGUCCGGAUAAUGAGAUGGUCUCCAGUUUGGCAUUGCAGAUGUCACUUUAUUUUAACACUUAUUUUUUCCCACUUUGGUGGGUAAGCUGCCUUAUGAUGCUUCAGAUGAAGUAUUCAGUUUUGCCUGAUUACUACAAAUUUAUUGUGAUCACGAUUAUCAUCCUAAUAACCUUAAUUGAAGCCAUUCGAUUGUAUCUGGGCUACAUGGGUAACCUACAGGAAAAGGUUCCUGAGUUGGCUGGAUUUUGGCUUUUGAGCCUUCUACUGCAAUUGCCUUUAAUUCUUUUCUUGCUCUUAAAUGAAGGCCUAACAAAUCUGCCUCUGGAAAAAGCGAUACAUAUCAUCUUCACCAUCUUCCUAACUUUCCAAGUUAUUGCAGCAUUUCUUACCUUGAAGAAAAUGGUCAAUCAGUUGGCAGUUCGUUUCCACCUCCAAGAAUUUGACCGUCUCUCUGCAAACAGAGAUGCGACAAGAAUGAGGUCAUGUAUAGAAGAGAUCUGA